AAACAUUCUCUCUGUAAAAUGGGAGGCAAAUGAAUGGAGACAGAAUUCUAAUCUUGUCUUGGACAUAGCAACUUGUCUACUGCUGGCUCCACAGCAAAAUACAUCCAGUGCACUGUGAAAUUCAUGGUGAUAGUUAGGACAGCCAGCUAAAGAAACCAUGCCCCCCAAAAGGGAAUGUACAAGUGAAAUCUUAUUCCUGACUCAUCUUGUACUUGGAUCCUUUUUAUUUUUGUUCUGUAGUUGUAAUAACUAUUGAUUCAUUAACUACAUUACAUUGGAUUCAUUACUGAUUGAUUUGGGAUUAUGAAAAUGAAUUGUAUUUUAGAUGGAUCAGAUUGUUGUUCGUAUUUUAUUGCAUUUGAUAAAAAUUUUACAUGACUUAUUUUGGUUUAUUUCAUACUUUGCAAAUUGAUUCAUUCUGAGUUUUGCACAUUGCUGAAAAUAUGGAGCUAACACAGCUCCCCAGUCAGCUCUGAUUGAGAAAAAAAAUAUGACUACUAUUCCAGAAACUUUCAAGUUCAAAUUCCACCUGAAAUUGAGAAAAAUUUUAAUCAAAAUGAAUAAAGGUUAUGAUGCAUUUUAAUCCAGUAUAAUACAAUUUAAGAAAAACUCUGUUUUGAGAAUUUUGUAGUUUAGGAUAGUGGAGGCGCAAUGGCCCAGUGGUUAGAGCAGCGGAUUCACGGUCAUAGGAUCAUGGUUUUGAUUCCCAGACCGGGCGUUGUGAGUGUUUAUUGAGCGAAAACACCUACAGCCUCACGAGGCUCCGGCAGGGGAUGGUGGCGAACCCUGCUGUACUCUUUCACCACAACUUUCUCUCACUCUUUCUUCCUGUUUCUGUUGUGCCUGUAUUUCAAAGGGUCAGCCUUGUCACACUGUCACGCUGAAUAUCCCCGAGAACUAAGUUAAGGGUACACAUGUCUGUGGAGUACUCAGCCACUUGCACGUUAAUUUCACGAGCAGGCUGUUCCGUUGAUCGGAUCAACUGGAACCCUUGUUGUCACAAGUGACGGAGUUCCAACCAACCAACCCACAUCUCCUAUCCAAAGCCACCCAGAACACUUCACGAUUCCCUAACAAUAAAACUAACAACAAAACCACUUCAAUGAUGUUUUCUUCUCCUCCUCCUCUUCUUUUCUGUUGGCAACAACAACAACCUGAAACUGAUGAUUUUAACAUUUUGACUGGUUGCUCUGUGCCUUUGAAGAUAUAGGAUUAACAGGGAAAACAUCUGUCUAAUCUGCUCUAGUAUUGAACAAAAAACAUUAGAUAUAUGACUGAAGAAAUUAUUUUGGUCAGUAGACAUGCCUUUGCUCAUAGUGAUGUCUGAGUUGAAAAUAGGGGAUAAAAUAGCGAGAGACAUAGGUAGAAAAAUAAGAGCUGGUGAGGAGUUGUGUGAGGAAUUAACGGUUCAGUUAGGUACCCAUCAAGGCUUGGUUCUCAACCUUGUCUUCUUUAUAGUUCUUGAAAUUAUAUCAGGAAUUUAAAACCUCACCUAUGCUGCAGACUUAUUCCUUAUAGCAGAGAUUGUGGAAAAUUUAGAGAAGAAAUUCCAUACGUGGAAACAAAAUCUCAGAUCAAUUGUGCUUCAAAUUCUCAUGGAAAUGUUUCAGUAAAUAGAAAUGAAGACAACAUUCUGAUACCAUCAGGGAAAUAGUAGUGUUAUUAGGUUAUGAGGUAGGAAUUCCAUUCAGUGUAAUCUGUUUGUGCAUAAAUGUAGUGCAAUCAAGGAUAUGCUGACAAGUGAAUAAAGACUGUGUGAUAUGCACAGUAGUAGUUAGCAGUCAAAGCACUAGUAAAAUGAAUUGGUUGUAAUGUUCAGAAGGUUUUAUACAAGUAGUUGAUAGUUUCUGUAACUAUCCUGUAGUCUGCAAUGGAAGAAAGAGGUCUGAAAGCAUUGUAACCAGAAUAAGAAUAUAGUGAGGGAAAAUCAGGUAAGUAACAAGAGUAUACUUUCAUCAAGUAUAAAAUACACUGAACUGCAAUGUUAUAUGGUGGUGUGAAAAUAGAAUGUAAGGGAUAUGGGAAAAGUGGAAACAAAAGAUGCAAGCCUGAUCUUGAUGUGUAAUUUUAGUGUGUCAAGAUCAUCAUCAAUAAACUGGGAUUUGUAAAGGAAGAAAUAAUAUAUAAUAUGUUUGUAGUAGUCAAAAAUGUUUGAGGUCAAAGUGUUAAGGAAGUAUUUGUUCUUUUGUGUGAGAAUAUUGAUGUAGGAAUGUUGCAGUAAAAGUUUAGGUACUAACUUAAUUUUUUGCUGCAAUUAGUUUCUGUAAAUAAAUAAAUAUCCAUAACAUUAGCAAAUGCAUUGAAAUUUUUUUUUUUUUUUUUGAGGGUUUGUGUAAUAUUAGUUCUUGGUUGGUAUUUGCUUUAUUGAUCUUCAGUUGAUCAAAUUUAAAGUUGACCGGAGUUAAAUUUCAUCUCUUAACAUCUCAAGAGAGUUCACUUUUCUACCAAUUGUUUCAUUAUAGAGCCCUUGGCCUAAAAAAUAUAAAUAAUCAUUUACAGGGAUUUUUAUUACUGCCAUAAGAGCAAGAAAGCACAAAACAGUAGUGGUAGCUGUGUAGCCCAGGUCUGCUCUGAUUGAGUGGAUUUGUAAUGAAAGGUAUUCAGGUUGUGAACAACCAAUUGAUGUUCUAGUCUGUGUACGUCCAGGAUACACUGUGACAUCUGGUAAAUUAUUCAGUUAUGGAGGUACAGAAACAUAUACAUGUAGGAGAGAAACCAUAUCACUGAUAUCUGUGGUAAAUCUUUUACUAAGGGUAUACUGAGUGUCAAACAUAUUCAUGCAAGAAAGAAACCACUUUGCUGUUAGAUCUGUGGUAAACCAUUCUUCUAAAAUUGUGAUGUCACUAGGCAUAAACGCAUUCAUACAGGACAGAAACCAUAUCACUACAACAUCUGUUGUAAAUCACAGUACUUUAACAUCUUACAAAUGUACUCUUUCAGGAGAGAAGCCAUAUCUCUGGUAAGUCCAUCAUUUGCUGAAAAGCAUUGGUUGCUCACAAAUGUAUUUAGAAAGGAGAGAAACUACAUUGAUAUCAGUGGACGGUCCUCUAUCAAAUAAUUCACCUACUUAGAAACACAUCUACAUUACAUAGCGAUUCGGUGGAGGCGCAAUGGCCCAGUGGUUAGGGCAGCGGACUCGCGGUUUCGAUUCCCAGACCUUGCUUUGUGAGUGUUUAUUGAGCGAAAACACCUAAAGCUCCACGAGGCUCCGGCAGGGGAUGGUGGCGAACCCUGCUGUACUCUUCCACCACAACCAUCUCUUACUUCCUGUUUCUGUUGUGCCUGUAAUUAAAAGGGGCCAGCCUUGUCACGCUGAAUAUCCCCGAGAACUACGUUAAGGGUACACGUGUCUGUGGAGUGCUCAGCCAUUUGCACGUUAAUUUCACGAGCAGGCUGUUCUGUUGAUCGGAUCAACUGGAACCCUCGACGUCGUAAGCGACGGAGUGCCAACAACAACAUAGCGAUUCGACUGAAGUGACUAAUAGAAAUACCAGAUGACAUUGCCAUGAAAGAUACAUCAUCAAUAUAUAUCGUCAUUACAACAAAAGGAAGAUGUUAUACAGAAGAGUUUCAACACACAGUUUCUAUGAAUUUAUCUUUGAGUUACUGAGAGUUGGUUCUUCUGAGCGAGACAUUUCUCUUUAUUCUCUAAAAAGUUUAUGAGAUGGUUUUGCAUUCCAAUUAAAUUUGGACAGAUUUACUAAUGAGUUUGCUACUCUGGAAAUAUUCUUUUCUACUCUAGGCACAAGGCCCGAAAUUUUUGGGGAGAGUCCAGUCAAUUAGAUCGACCCCAGUACACAACUGGUACUUAAUUUAUUGACCCUGAAAGGAUAAAAGGCAAAGUUGAUCUUGGUGGAAUUUGAACUCAGAAUGUAAAGACAGAUGAAAUACCAUAUUUGUUGUGUGAGAAAAAAAAAAAAAUUCAGAAAAAUGAAUUCUGAAGAAUUGCCAAAGGAAGCAGUAAAAUCAUUAUAUCCCUGUAAUAUCUGUCAAAAAACAUUCUCUCUAAAAAGUAGCCUUACUAAACAUAAACGUGUUCACACAGGGGAGAAACCACAUAACUGUGAGACCUGUGGUAAAUCGUUCUCACGAAUACAUACCUUGACUAUUCACAAACGCAUUCACACUGGAGAAAAACCAUAUGAAUGUGAUAUCUGUGGAAAAUCAUUCUCUGUAAGAGGUCACUUAGCUGGUCACAGGCGCAUUCAUACUGGGGAAAAACCAUAUCAUUGUGAUAUCUGUGGCAAAUCAUUCUCUCGAAGUGAUGGCCUAACUAGUCACAUACGUAUUCACACAGGAGAGAAACCAUAUCAGUGUAAUAUUUGUGGUGAGUCAUUCUCUGAAAGGGGUAAUUUAACGAAACACAAAUACAUUCAUACAGGAGAGAAGUCGUAUCACUGUGAUAUCUGUGGGAAAUCGUUCUUUCAAAAAGUUCAUUUCACUUCUCACAAACGUAUUCAUACUGGGGAGAAACCAUAUCACUGUGAUGUCUGUGGCAAAUCAUAUGCUGAUGGAAAUACCUUAAACAAACACAAACUCAUUCACUCAGGAGAGAAACCAUAUCAAUGUGAUGUCUGUGGUAAAUCAUUCACGUAUGGGUGCUCGUUAACUGUUCAUAAGCGUGUUCAUACUGGGGAAAAACCGUAUCACUGCGAUAUUUGUGGUAAAUCUUUCUCUAGAACAAGUCACUUGAAUGUACACAAAAGAGGUGUUCAUGCAAAAGAGAAACCAUAUCACUGUGGUAUCUGUGGUAAAUCGUUCACUAAGGGAAGUGCCCUAACUGCUCAUAUACGUAUUCAUACAGGAGAGAAGCCAUAUCAAUGUGAUGUAUGUGGUAAGUCGUUCACUGAUGGAAGUACAUUAACUGUUCACAAACGUAUUCAUACAGGAGGCAAAACUUACCACUGUGAUAUCUGUGGUAAAUCAUUCUCUCAAAGAACCUACUUGAUUAUGCACCACAGACGUAUUCAUUCAGGUGUGAAGCCAUAUCACUGUGACAUAUGUGCAAAAUCAUUCUCUGUAAUUCGUACCCUAAUCAAUCACAAACGCAUUCAUACUGGAGAAAAUUCGUAUCAGUGUGAUAUCUGUGGAAAAUCAUGCUCUGGAAAAAUACGCUUAACCAGUCACAGACGUAUUCAUACAGGUGAAAAACCAUAUCAUUGUGAUAUCUGUGGUAAGUCCUUCACUGAUGGAGGUGUGUUAACUAGGCACAAACACAUACAUUCAGGAGAGAAGCCAUAUCAUUGUGAUGUCUGUGGUAAAUCAUUCACUUACGGAGGUACAUUAACUCUUCACAAACGUAUUCAUACAGGGGAAAAGCCAUAUCACUGUGAUAUCUGUGGUAAGUCAUUCUCUGCAAGAAGUAAGUUAAAUGAACAUAGAUAUAUACAUACAGGAGAGAAACCAUAUCAUUGUGAUAUCUGUGGUAAAUCAUUUACUGAUGGAAGUGCAUUAACUAAGCACAAACACAUACACACAGGAGAGAAACCAUAUCAUUGCGACAUUUGCGGCAAGUCUUUUGCUGAUGGAAGUGCAGUGACUGUUCACAAACGUGUUCAUACAGGAGAGAAGCCGUAUCACUGUGAUACUUGUGGUAAAUCAUUCAGUUAUAGAGGUACAUUAACAGUUCACAAACGUAUUCAUACAGGGGAAAAACCAUAUCACUGUGAUACUUGUGGUAAAUCAUUCUCGCAAAGUAGUUACUUGACAAUACACAAGAAACGCAUUCAUACAGGAGAGAAAUCAUAUCACUGUGAUAUCUGUGGUAAGUCAUUCUCUCGAGCACGUUCUUUAAAUACUCACAAACAUUCCCAUAGGGGGGAGAAACCAUAUCACUGUACAACCUGUGGUAAAUCAUUCACUGCUGGAAGAGCAUUAACUGCUCACAAGCGUAUUCACACAGGAGAAAGGCCAUAUCAUUGUAGUGUCUGUGGUAAAUCCUUCUCUCAAAGGUAUGGCCUAACUAGGCACAUGCGAAUUCAUACAGGUGAGAAGCCAUAUCACUGUAAUAUCUGUGGUGAAUCGUUCUCUGAAAGAUGUCAUUUAACAAAGCACAAAUACACUCAUACUGGAGAGAAACCAUAUCAUUGUGAUAUCUGUGGAAAAUCAUUCUCUCAGACAGGUCAUUUAACUAGUCAUAAACGUAUUCAUACAGGCGACAAACCGUAUGAGUGUGACAUUUGUGGUAAAACAUUCUCUCAAACAGCUCAUUUAACCAGUCACAGACGUAUUCAUACAGGAGAUAAACCAUAUGAAUGUGAUAUUUGUGGUAAAUCAUUUUUCCAAAAUAGUGAUGUAACUAAGCACAAACGCAUGCAUACAGGAGAAAAACCAUAUCAGUGUAAUAUAUGUGGUAAAUCAUUCUCUGGAAGUAGUAAUUUAACUACUCACAAAUACAUUCAUACGGGAAGAAAACCACAUCGCUGUGAAAUAUGUGGUAAAUCGUUUUCUCAAAAUAGUGAUUUGACAAGACACAAAAAGAUUCAUUCCAAAGGAAAAUAAUAUCACUGAUAUCUGUGAAAAAUCUUUCUUUGUAACGAAGGACUUUCCUGCUAAGAAACAUGAACUGUUUGAAGUGAGUGGUAUAUGAACAGAAACAUCAGCACGCUAAUGUUGCCAGCAACAUAACAGACUCUCUUUUGCUAAUUCCACAAUAAAAUACAUCCAGUACAUAAUUGGUAGAGCAGCCAGCUAUCAAAAACUGUUAUGACCUUAAGUUGUGCACAUUGGGCAUAAGUGUAGUAUUACCCAAAUGGAUAUUUGCAGAAUUAAUAUGCUCACACAGAAUGCACUCCAUAUUAAUCCAAACAUAGUUACGAUAUUAAACUAACACAGUAACCAAUGUGGAUGAUCAACUCUGUCAACUAAUUUCUUUAUUUAAGCACUCAGGCAUUUACACAGAGGGGUGGGGGACAGACAGAACACCACAAUGGGGACAAAAACACAAAAACUAAUGAAAGUGAGAAAAAUGUUAAUAUAAUAAAUGAAGAUGAAAUGGCUGCUUGAGCCCCACUCUCAUGCAGUACCAUUUGAAUGCUUUUA
This is a messenger RNA of Octopus bimaculoides (California two-spot octopus), 7041 nucleotides long. RefSeq lists its product as uncharacterized. NCBI's taxonomy places the organism in Eukaryota, Metazoa, Mollusca, Cephalopoda, Octopoda, Octopodidae. Gene Ontology annotation, molecular function: RNA polymerase II transcription regulatory region sequence-specific DNA binding; DNA-binding transcription factor activity, RNA polymerase II-specific. Gene Ontology annotation, biological process: regulation of transcription by RNA polymerase II. The record is from RefSeq and is a predicted model, not a curated record. Gene Ontology annotation, cellular component: nucleus.